Molecule: messenger RNA, 2302 nt
Organism: Sardina pilchardus (European sardine)
Lineage: Eukaryota; Metazoa; Chordata; Actinopteri; Clupeiformes; Clupeidae
Product: mediator of RNA polymerase II transcription subunit 15-like
Exons: 5
Coding region: 217-1482 (421 amino acids)
Source: RefSeq, a predicted model, not a curated record
CUUAUGUGCCAAAGGACCCGGCCCCCUCACUCGUUGCUUCUCGGUACUUUCUGAUGCCCUCUCCAUGAGGUCUUUCUGCCUAUCCUCUCCAUUCAGUUGAUAAAACACUUACUGAAAAAAAUCCAGGCCGUGUCGGUGCUGCUGCAAGCAACUAGGUAGGCUACUCUAACCUGCAAGCUAUUCCCUAACCUCAGUUCAAAUCAAGACAGAGUUAAGAUGACAGCAAAGCACCGCAGAGGAAAAAGCAGCAACAAACACGAGGAAAAUUCUUACAAACAUGACUCUCUGGAACCAGAGGAGCGGCCGGGAAACAACCUUGCUUUGUUGCUUGUUUUAUUUCUCAUUAUCGUUAUUGGUGGAGCCACCGUCGGCUGGUUCUGCUUCCAGCAGCAGCAAACACUAACCUAUUUAACAGACAACCUCAUGGGCAUGCAGAUGAAAAUGGUGAAGUUGCAGUCUUUCCAGGAGGAAUUGCGAAAGUCAACCGAGAAGCAUGGAAUGGAAGGCUUUGAGCAGCGCUUGGUCUCACUGGAGGAGUCUUACUCUCUGGCCCAGAAACAAGUGGGCAUGGCCCUCGCCACGGCUGAGCAGCUCAAGACCUCGGACCUGCCCGCCCAGGUUCUGGCCCUGCACUCCGAGAUGAAGGUCCGGUUAGCGGAGAUGCAGCAGGCGACCGUCUCGUCCGACCAGCUGGCCCAGCUGACGGCCACGCUCAGCGAACAGAACCAGGAGUUCGAGGCCGUCAAGCAACAAGUGCAAGGACUAGCCGGGGUGAGCGCGGAGCUGGCCCAGAACGUGGAGAACCUCUCAGGGAGCCUGUCGGCCAGUGAGGCGAUGGUGGACGACAGGACGGCCUCCAUCGGGGCCCUUGGCGCCCAGCUGGAGGACCAAGCUGCUAAGCUACAAGGCCUGAACGACCUGCUCGCUGCACAGCAGGCUGAGCUGGAAACCAGCACCCAAGAUAUUGCAGGCGUGAAAGCGUUACUGGAGGCCGAGGGGGUCCAGCGGUCCCAGCAGGCUAAUGUGGAGGAGCAGCUGGGUGUGAUGCGCACGGGCCUUCAGGAGCAGAGCAAGGCUGCCCAGGAUCUUCACUCCGAGCUCCUGGUCCAGCUGCAGGCUAUUCAGAGUCAGGUGGCCCAGCUGGAGAACGGUGGUGUGCCGGUGGCAGCUCCUGCAGAAGAAGCACCAGUGGCAGCAGCCGAAGUAGCAGAGGCAGUCGAGGAGGCCACUGAGGACAAUGUAGCAAUUGAGGCAGCGGAGGCCUCGGCGGGCGAGGAGGAGGUGGCGCAGGAAGUGGAGCAGGAAGCCGUGGAAGAGGCCGCUGCUCCGGAGCAGGAGGAGGUGGAGGAGGAGGAGCCUGCUCCUGCUGCUGCUACUACUGAGGAGGUAGAAGAGACGAGUGAGGACAUGGCAGCUUCAGAACCCGAGGCACAAGCAGUGGAGGCGGAGCCGCCGGCAGAAGACACGUCUGCAGAAGAAUAAUAGUUACUGUAUCUGGACACGGUUUCACGAAGAGAGUCUUUCACCAAACCCAGUGAUGAGGACAGAACAGGCAGUUCCACGUGUCUUAAGACAAGCAGGACAAUUAAACAUGAAGUUAAGAAGGUGUUAACUUUGUUUUCCUCACAAACAGCAACCAGGUCACAUACGCGGGUUCAUUUUUCAAAGACAGGACAGAAACGGCUUGUUUUUUUGGAGGGUACCUUGGCCAGAGGAUUUUACAAUAUGCAGGACACUCUGGUGCAAAUACCAACCUUGUAAGCCUUAACGUUUUAUACCAACACGGUGGUCUUUCUAGAGUUUUUAAAAUCACACUUCACUUUUACUGUACUACACCUAGAGAACAUUACCUACAGUACUGUAUCUUUUUCAGCCGCCAAACUUACAUUUUUCAAACUGUCCCAUGAAAUGUGAUUGCUGUUUAUGUGAGAAUGACUUUGCCCUCUGUCUCUUUUUUUUUUUUUCUGGGGAACACUUUUUGUGAAAGGGAUGCACCCCAGACUCUUGGAAAUUACUUUACAGUGCUAUCAGGUUUGUUUACACAGUCGAGGAUGUAAGAGUACUGGGUGGAGAGCUUUAUGUCGGAAAAGGGAAUUGGGAAGGACGGGAAUGGGGCUGAUGCACUAACUGCGAGUAUGAGUUCUAAUGUCUUUUGAUUUCACUUACUUCUAGAAUGUUCUGUGAUCUCACUCCAGGCUCACUAUCAAAUGGUGCUUUUUUGCACACUUCAUCUUGGGUCUGAAAAAAAAAAUGUACACUUUUUGAAAUAAAUGCUGGAUUCACCCCCUUUUUUAAUAUUUGA